Molecule: messenger RNA, 1430 nt
Organism: Microstroma glucosiphilum
Lineage: Eukaryota; Fungi; Basidiomycota; Exobasidiomycetes; Microstromatales; Microstromataceae
Product: Zn-dependent exopeptidase
Exons: 2
Coding region: 86-1330 (414 amino acids)
Biological process (GO): proteolysis
Molecular function (GO): metalloexopeptidase activity
Source: RefSeq, a predicted model, not a curated record
CUCCUAUAGAGUCCCAGGUAGAGGCACAAGUCACCAUCCUCUGCUACCAUACAUACAAUCCAUCGCACUCGCAGACGCAGACGCCAUGAAAGUCACCUCCCUCCCCCUCGCCGCAGCAGCAGCAGGUGUCGCUCUCCUCUCCACGCAGCCAGCCACCGCCUCGCCCCUGCCCCACCAGCUGUCCUUUGGCGACUCUCCCUCUCUCUCCACUACCUUUUCCCUCCUCUCCUCACUCACUUCCGCUUCUUUGGACGUCUUUACUCCUCGUCUUGUGCAGACAGCUCACGAUGAAGCACCUUACUGGGGAUUCCCACACUACCUCCGCUGGAAGGGAGUACGCUUCUUUGAUGUCACGGACCACCUCGACGCCAAUGGGCAGGACGUGCUUCUCGCCCAUUCUCUACUGAGCGCCACCUCCAACGAGAAGAAGACUUCCUCCUUCCCCUCGAAGCUCUCCUACCAGAAGCAAGUGGGUAGCGUUCAUGCCAACAUCUCCGAGUCUGGGCCCCGUGCAAACAUUGCUGCCUUCACCUCCUUUACCAAUCGGUACUACAAGUCCGGCUCCGGCAAGCAAUCUCAGCAGUGGCUCCUUGCUAAAGUCAAGGAGAUCACUUCGGUGGAUGAGAACAUCACCGUCGAGGAGUUUGAGCAUCCUUGGGGACAGAAUUCCAUUAUUGCAAAGAUUCCCGCGACGGACAGCAAGGCCGCAGAGGAAAAUGGGAGAAUCGUGGUGGGUUCGCAUCAGGACUCGGUGAACCUCAUCUUCCCCUACCUCCCCGCUCCAGGUGCGGACGAUGAUGGAUCCGGCACAGUGACCCAGCUCGAAUCACUACGUGCUCUCCUCGCCUCAGGCUGGAAACCUUCUCACAGCAAUGUUGAGUUCCACUUCUACUCUGCUGAAGAAGGAGGUCUUCUAGGUUCUCAAGCCGUAGCAAGAUCCUAUGCCGAGUCUGGUAAAAAAGUUCGAGCAAUGAGUCAAUUUGAUAUGACUGCAUUCAUCAAGGCUGGGACCAACGCCACCAUUGGCGUGAUUACCGACGUGGUCUCGCCCGAGCUAACGGCCUUUAACCGUUUGCUCAUCGAGGGAUACCUGGAUGUACCCUGGGUGGACACCCAGCUAGGGUACGCAGGCAGCGAUCAUGCCUCGUGGACCAAGGUUGGCGUGCCAUCGGCAUUCAGUGUAGAGGCUACCUUUGGAGAUUGUAAUCUCAAGAGGAUCCAUACCACUUCGGACACUUUUACUCAUGACGAGUAUAGCUUUGAGCAUAUCCUGAGAUUUAGCAGGCUGAGCAGCGCAUUUAUCAUUGAGCUUGCUGGGUGGGGCAAGUAGAGUAGAGCGUGGAAGGGAAUAUCGGAUUUUCUUUGUCGGUCUGAAUCAAUCAUCACAUCAUUGUAACAUUGAAUGCAAUCUACAUUGAACUACUCCACAC